Bradysia coprophila is the source of this 2225-nucleotide messenger RNA. RefSeq lists its product as uncharacterized. Gene Ontology annotation, cellular component: extracellular region. Gene Ontology annotation, molecular function: chitin binding. NCBI's taxonomy places the organism in Eukaryota, Metazoa, Arthropoda, Insecta, Diptera, Sciaridae. The record is from RefSeq and is a predicted model, not a curated record.
GAACCAUUUCCAUUUUGCUAUUUUAUUGAAGAGGAGAAUAAAAGCGAAAUCAAUAAAUGAAAGUCUUCAUAGCUUUCGUGGUGCUGACCGUUUCCUCGGCUCUAGGCAAAGAUUUACGGUGUCCACUCAAUCUUGAACCGCAGGAAUUGGCCCCAUAUCCGUAUGAUUCAACUAGAUAUUACAAAUGUCUACCCACUGGAUUACUCCAAGUUCUAUCGUGCCCUAAUGGCCAAGUUUUUUCUCUAAUCCAACGUAUGUGUACUGAAUUCGAUUAUGGUCAUGGCGAAAUCGAACCCGCAACGCCUGCACGUACAACGAGUGCCUCACCUAAGCGACUAGAUUGUGCUCAUGGUGAUUUAGAGGAUAUAUCCAAUUCAAACGAGGCAGGAAUUCGAAAUGAUGAGUGUACUUGUCCUGAAACUACUCCAUGUCCAGUAGAUCCGACGACUACUACAACCACCACCACAACAACUCCCUGCUCGUGUCCUGAAACAACACCGUGUCCUGUUCCGACAACUACAACACAAGGGCCAACAACAACGUCAACAACACCUACGCCAACAACAACGACGACUACAACAACAACGACUACAACAACAACGACUACAACAACAACGACUACAACACAAGCACCAACAACUACCACAACAACAACAACAACAACUACCACCACGACAACAACAACACAAGUGCCACCAACUACAACAACACAAGCGCCAACAACUACAACAACACAAGCGCCAACAACUACAACAACACAAGCGCCACCAACUACAACAACACUUUGCCCUUGUCCCGAAACUACACCCUGUCCUGAUCCACCGACAAUGACAACAACAACACAAGCGCCACCAACUACCACCACGACAACAACAACACAAGCGCCACCAACUACCACCACGACAACAACAACACAAGCGCCAACAACUACCACCACGACAACAACAACACAAACAACACAAGCGCCAACAACCACAACAACACAAGCGCCAACAACCACAACAACACAAGCGCCAACAACCACAACAACACAAGCGCCAACAACCACAACAACACAAGCGCCAACAACCACAACGACACAAGCGCCAACAACCACAACAACACAAGCGCCAACAACCACAACAACACAAGCGCCAACAACCACAACAACACAAGCGCCAACAACCACAACAACACUUUGCCCUUGUCCCGAAACUACACCCUGUCCUGAGGAUCCGCCGACAAUGACCACAACAACUCAACCACCGACAACGACCACAACAACACAAGCACCAACAACAACUACGCAAGCACCACCACCAACAACAACUACACAAACACCAACAACAACUACUACUACCCAAGCAACAACUACAACUACUACUACACAAGCACCAACAACUACUACACAAGCACCAACAACUACUACACAAGCACCAACAACUACUACACAAGCACCAACAACUACUACACAAACACCAACAACUACUACACAAGCACCAACAACCACAACAACACGUUGUCCGUGCCCAGACCCUACACCUUGUCCAACAGAUCCACCAACUGGUUCCCCGCCAACUGGUUCUCCGCCAACAGAUCCACCAACAGGCUCUCCACCAACUGAUCCGCCAACUGGUUCCCCGCCAACAGAUCCACCAACAGGUUCCCCACCAACUGGUUCUCCGCCAACAGAUCCGCCAACAGGUUCUCCACCAACUGGUUCUCCGCCAACAGAUCCACCAACAGGUUCUCCACCAACUGGUUCUCCACCAACAGAUCCACCAACAGGUUCUCCACCAACUGGUUUGCCACCAACAGAUCCACCAACUGGCUCACCUCCAACUGGUUCGCCUCCAACAGAUCCACCAACUGGUUCGCCACCAACUGGCUCUCCGCCAACAGAUCCACCAACAGGUUCGCCACCAACUGGUUCGCCACCAACUGGUUCGCCACCAACAGAUCCACCAACUGGUUCGCCACCAACUGGCUCUCCGCCAACAGAUCCACCAACUGGCUCACCUCCAACUGGUUCGCCGCCAACAUAUCCACCAACUGGCUCACCUCCAACUGGUUCGCCUCCAACAGAUCCACCAACUGACUGCCCAAUUGAAUGCGAAGAUGGCUCAGCUGAAACCUCACCCGGCACUACUACUACAACACCAAUACCAACUGAUGAUUGCCAAAGUGGUGAAGAAGACAUUACUCGACCUAUCGUCACAACACCGGGUCCAUGCUAAGGAUAACUC